Molecule: messenger RNA, 1441 nt
Organism: Cinclus cinclus
Lineage: Eukaryota; Metazoa; Chordata; Aves; Passeriformes; Cinclidae
Gene: VTI1A
Product: vesicle transport through interaction with t-SNAREs 1A
Exons: 7
Coding region: 650-1420 (256 amino acids)
Biological process (GO): macroautophagy; Golgi to vacuole transport; vesicle fusion with Golgi apparatus
Cellular component (GO): Golgi apparatus; ER to Golgi transport vesicle membrane; SNARE complex
Molecular function (GO): SNARE binding; SNAP receptor activity
Source: RefSeq, a predicted model, not a curated record
CCCUUGAAUACUCACAGUAAUGAAGCAGUGUGGGGAUGUUUUAUUAUCCAGUGUCUGAUUAUUUCUCUGUUCCCUUUCAUGCUGUAACAAACCAAGUUGUGAAGCAAUUGGAAUUUAUAUGAUGAUGUGAAACUGAGUCUCAGUUCUCAGUUCAGAAUGGAUUCUUUGCCUGCGAGUGAAUGGUUGGAGGCAGGUCAAAAAGUCUCUGUAGCUGGGAUAGAGCUGGGGAACCUGGCAGAUGGUGAUUGCUAUGUAUAGCUUAGAACUUACUUGAAUUUUUUAAAAAUUUAAUAUUUUAUUACUAAUUUCCAUUUUUACUGCUACUAGAAGACAGUGGUUUUAUUUUAAGUUCCUGUGGCAUUUCAUUUUAUAUCUGUUGAAACAAAAGAAACAAUUCUAGACCCAGCAUAGGAGUAGGGGAAUAGAAACAUCAUAUUUCUUCAGAACUGGAGUUAAUUUUAAUUGGGAUGCUUACUUUUGUGCAUUUCAUAUUUUGCAAAUGAAUUAUGUUAAGCCUUUGUUCUUAAAUGAUUUUUUUCCUAUUUAGUGUAUGUAUGUGCCUUCUCAUCCAUUUGUACACACCAGCAAGUGUCUGCUGAGGCAUAAUUCCUACUGCUGAAGCAGCUGUAAGUGCUUUCCCAACUAGCAAAUGCUGCAUAACAAGGCAGAAGACUUCAAGGAUUCUCCAGUCUUUUUUUUUUUUUUUUUUUUACUAAUGUGUGGAUCACCAUGUGUGAGGAUGUCACACAGAAUAAAUCUUGAGUCUGUUUUAGCUGAUACAUACAAUCUUUUGAAAUGGUAUGUUUUUUCUUUCAUGGUGAGAGCACAAUUAUAUUGGUAUUUUCACAAUUUUGUUUCAGAUGAGAAGAAGCAGAUGGUUGCAAAUGUUGAGAAACAGCUCGAAGAAGCGAGGGAACUGCUUGAGCAGAUGGAACUUGAAGUUCGAGAGAUCCCACCUCAAAGCCGAGGGAUGUACAGCAGUCGAAUGAGAAGCUACAAACAAGAAAUGGGAAAACUUGAAGCUGAUUUUAAAAGGUCACGAAUCGCCUACAGUGAUGAGGUGCGGAAUGAGCUCCUAGGGGAUGACGGGAAUUCCUCAGAGAACCAGAGGGCACAUCUGCUCGAUAACACAGAGAGGCUGGAAAGGUCAUCUCGGAGACUAGAGGCUGGAUACCAAAUAGCAGUGGAAACCGAGCAGAUUGGACAGGAGAUGCUUGAAAAUCUCAGCCAUGACAGAGAGAAGAUCCAGCGUGCUCGGGAAAGGCUUAGAGAAACAGAUGCAAACCUGGGGAAGAGUUCCAGGAUUUUGACAGGAAUGUUGCGAAGGAUCAUCCAAAACCGGAUUUUGAUCGUUGUUCUGGCAGUCAUCAUCAUCUUCACCACCAUGAUGGCUAUUUAUUUUUCUGUCAGGGGACGCUGAUAUCUUUGUUCUUCACUAAAC